Rhinichthys klamathensis goyatoka is the source of this 1534-nucleotide messenger RNA. Its product is annotated as WD repeat-containing protein 5-like. Gene Ontology annotation, molecular function: histone binding. The coding region runs from base 176 to 1165 and encodes 329 amino acids. The transcript is spliced from 14 exons. Lineage: Eukaryota; Metazoa; Chordata; Actinopteri; Cypriniformes; Leuciscidae. Gene Ontology annotation, cellular component: Set1C/COMPASS complex. The record is from RefSeq and is a predicted model, not a curated record.
CAUACUGCACAUGCGCGGCGGCGCGCGUGUAAUUUCUAUUUGGCUCAGCAAGUGUCCCGACGUGUCUUUUCUACUAGUUGUUUUGUAACGACUAGUGUCGUUUAGAGUGGGUCGUUUGAAGCCGAAACUUUGGUUGAGAACCUUCUAUAACUAUUUGACCACAUGAGAUGCAGUGAUGGCAUCAGAGAAGAAGCUGGACACAGAGACACAUAAGACACAUGGAGCAUCAUCAUCCUCUAAGUCUGCCCCUGUGAAGCCAAACUACUCAUUGAAGUUCACCCUCGCAGGCCACACAAAAGCUAUUUCAUCAGUGAAAUUUAGCCCUAGUGGUGAAUGGUUGGCCAGUUCAUCGGCAGACAAGCUCAUCAAAAUAUGGUGCACUUUUGACGGAAAAUUUGAGAAGAGUCUUGCUGGACAUAAACUUGGAAUAUCAGAUGUGGCCUGGUCUUCAGACUCAAAUCUUUUGGUGUCUGCAUCAGAUGACAAGACACUAAAGAUCUGGGAUAUGAGUUCGGGAAAAUGUCUAAAGACACUAAAAGGCCACAGCAACUACGUCUUCUGUUGUAACUUCAACCCACAGUCGAAUCUUGUUGUUUCUGGAUCUUUUGAUGAGAGUGUACGGAUUUGGGAUGUCAAAACUGGGAAGUGUCUGAAGACCCUGCCAGCUCACUCGGACCCAGUCUCAGCGGUUCACUUUAACAGAGAUGGAUCUCUGAUAGUAUCCAGUAGCUAUGAUGGUUUAUGUCGAUUGUGGGACACUGCUUCAGGACAAUGUCUGAGAACUCUUAUAGAUGAUGACAACCCUCCUGUCUCGUUUGUAAAGUUUUCUCCAAAUGGAAAAUACAUUCUAGCUGCAACACUGGACAAUACCUUAAAGCUCUGGGACUACAGCAAAGGAAAGUGUCUCAAGACAUAUACUGGACAUAAGAAUGAAAAGUAUUGCGUGUUUGCCAAUUUUUCUGUGACUGGAGGAAAGUGGAUCGUCUCAGGCUCUGAAGACAAUAUGGUGUAUAUCUGGAACUUGCAGACCAAAGAAAUUGUGCAGAAAUUACAAGGGCACACAGAUGUAGUGAUCUCGACAGCUUGUCACCCUACAGAAAACAUCAUUGCAUCAGCAUCCCUGGAGAACGACAAGACCAUCAAACUGUGGAAGAGUGAUUGUUAAGUUAAAGCAUAUACUUGAGGCUUUAGUUGAAAGAUUCAGACUGAUGACUAUAAAUAGUAUCUGUCUUUUACAAUGGUUUGAUAGCACAUGGUUCAGGCUUAUCUGAGAGAUGGGCAGGUCCUAUCUGCUUAGAAUAGUGACAUCUCACUUAUCAGUAAGAUUUUCUCCCCUUAAUAUACUGUAUAAUCUACUGUAAUGUUCUCGGUUCAUUUUAAUUUAUUACAGAAGAGCAAAUGUUUUCUAUCAGAUCAUGAAUUCUAUUGUUUUAUGGUUCUGUUUGGGUAAGGAUAUAUGUACUUCUGGUAGGCAUACCAAAAAUGUAUAUAUAAACGGUUUUGUUAAAUGAGAAAAUGUCUCUUGAUGUACAUU